Molecule: messenger RNA, 1388 nt
Organism: Anopheles merus
Lineage: Eukaryota; Metazoa; Arthropoda; Insecta; Diptera; Culicidae
Product: transmembrane protein 132C-like
Exons: 3
Source: RefSeq, a predicted model, not a curated record
UCAACAUGAUAAAGCUACGGAGUACAGAAGAUGCGAGAGAAAAAAUCGAUAAAACUAGCUUGCUGAGUAUUCAAACCAGCGGAAGAAUGACGGAGUGAGAGAGAAUGUGAGAGAAAUUGGAGAGAAAAUGUUGAUACAAUCGUUCAAACACCGGGAUUCGGAAGUAUUCUUCCAGCUUAAUCGGAGGGGGGGGGGGGCAGCAAGCAUAAUACAUUCAGAAGAAAAGGUGUGCCGUCGUAUUGGAAUCAAGUUGUGAUAAUAGACGAUGUAUUAUCUUUUGUAGGUCAUAAACUGCAAGUAGUACAUUGCGGGAGGCUAUACAAACUCGAAUCACAGUUGUCCUCGUAGGGCUUACCGGGUUUACAUUUUUAUGCUUAUAAGUGCUUUGCGUCUAACCUACAAGCAGUGCCAACAUGUCUUCAAUCUCGUGUUACACGGUAGGAUAUUUGCAGAUCACAUUAUUGAUAGGAAUUAUAAGCCUCACUUUUGGUGUUGAGGUCCAUUUUGAAACACCAGAUAGUGGAUUCUUUCUGAAGCAUUCUCCGCGACAAAGUGCUUUAGCAUCUGUGGUAUCGGCUGCAACAUCAAACUAUGGCAAAGUACGACCAUCUAAUGGUGAUUCCGUAUUAUCGGUGGACCGAUUCACGGUAGUACAAACUACACAACCAGUAUCUGUUAGAGCUAGCUAUGGGCCGUUUUCUACAAAGCAAACAGUACCUGCCCGUUACAUCGUUCCUGACGUACUUGAAAGCACACAUACUGAAGGAAGUUCCACACAUAAUACAACCGCCACAUUGAUAGAAUUACAGCAACAAUCAAAUCUUCAGUUAGAUAUAUCCGCCCAUGUAGUACGAAACACUGUCGCACGUGAUUCACCUGUACUUCGCGUUUUGUUUCAUGCUGGUGCAGAUCCAGGCGGUCAUUUACAAAGACAGAAAAUUUGCGUACUGCUUCAUGCGUCGAUGGGUAACCAAAUCCCACUUAAAGGGAAGUGUAUGCCGGAAGGCGAAGAUGGCGUAUGUGUAGCAGAAGUAAUUAUACCAUCCAACUGGUGGCCACCUUUGCCUCCUCCAGAAAGAGACGGACGUAUCUCCAGCACGCCACCCAAGAGCCCACAAAGAAUAGUACAAGUGUCUUAUAGUGUAUUCGAGCCUCCUGCACGAAGUCCAGAACUUUGUGAACCUAAAGUACAGAUUCAACCGUUGACACCUUUUGCGAAAAUUCCUCUUAUUCAAUCACUGUUACCAUACAAAGAACUACGCGCUGAUAAUACGCUUACUAUGAUGGUUCCUCAACAACCUCUGUAUCCACUGUCAAAAUUACACGUUCCAGUUUUUCUUCAUCCAGAGAAAGGUCAGAAUAUUGCUGUAUUUAUAGUAAGGUACGUA